CAGUGUCAUUAAUUUCCCUUUCGACGACCUACAAGUUUGUAAAGGUCGAUCCUUUUGAUUUAAAAUUUAAUAAUUUAUAAACCGUCCCUAUUAUUUGGACGGCUUUUUUAUAAUCAGAAAAUGCUGCGAACGAUUUUAGUACGAAACCAAGUUUUGAACGAUAGCUUAAAGAAAGCUAUACGGAGUAAUAUAACGAGAUGUAUAAGUACAGAGUUAGCUCGAAGAAAACAGCCAAAUAAAUUACACACCUCAACCCAAACAAACAUAGCUGCACCGCAAUGGAUCAUCCAGAUAAGACACUACUCAAGUCUCCCGUCACACUCAAAAGUCAAUCUCCCUGCACUGUCUCCCACUAUGGAAAGUGGUUCUAUAGUCAGCUGGGAGAAAAAGGAGGGUGAUAAAUUAAGUGAAGGUGAUCUACUAUGUGAAAUUGAAACUGAUAAAGCUACAAUGGGAUUUGAAACUCCUGAAGAGGGUUAUUUAGCAAAAAUCCUCAUUCCUGCUGGCACAAAGGGAGUGCCAGUUGGGAAACUUCUUUGCAUCAUUGUUGAGAAUCAGGCUGAUGUCGCCGCAUUCAAAGAUUUCAAGGAUGACUCCACAGGAGUUCCAGUACGACCAGCUGAGAAAAAAGAGAAACCAUCAGCCGCUGCAGCGCCCGCACCAGCAGCGCCGGCUCCAGCGGCAGCGGCACCAGCGGCAGCAAGGCCCGCAGUGGCAGCAGUGGCUACGGCACCCGCUGCUGCCGCUGAGCAGCACGGCAGGAUAUACGCCAGCCCGAUGGCUAAACGGCUGGCCGAACUCAAGAAUAUUAGACUUGGUGGGCAGGGUUCAGGACUGUAUGGGUCACUAAAGAGUGGUGAUCUCGCAGCGGCCGCGGCAGCACCCAGUCCGCUCCCCCCGCCGCCCGCGCCCGCCCCCGGCGCCACUUUCACGGACAUACCGCUCAGUGGUAUGAGGGAGACCAUCGCCAAACGACUGUCGGCUGCCAAGCAGACCAUCCCUCAUUACCAGCUGUGUGCGACGGUUAACAUAGAGAAGAUGUUGGCUAUGAGGAAGGAGGUCAAUGACCGGCUUACCGCAGAGAAGUCUAAUGUUAAGGUAUCUGUGAACGACUUCAUCCUGAAGGCAGUGGCGGCGGCAUGCAAACGAGUGCCGACGGUCAAUUCGCAUUGGAUGGAUACGUUUAUUAGACAGUACUCGAACGUGGACGUGAGCGUGGCGGUGGCGACGCCGGCGGGGCUCAUCACGCCGAUCAUAUUCAACGCGGACUCGCGCGGCAUCCUCGACAUCUCCGCCAACAUGAAGGAGCUCGCCAACAAGGCCAAGGAGGGCCGCCUGCAGCCGCAAGAGUACCAGGGCGGCACCGUCACUGUGUCCAACUUGGGCAUGUUCGGCAUCACGAUGUUCAACGCGAUCAUAAACCCGCCACAGUCUCUGAUCCUGGCGUGCGGAGGCCUACAAGACAUCGUCAUACCAGACAAAAAUGAACCACAAGGAUUCCGAUUGGCGAAGUUCGUAACGUUCACGGCAUCAGCGGACCACCGCGUCAUCGACGGCGCGGUCGGCGCGCAGUGGAUGAAGGUGCUGAAGGAGAACCUCGAGAACCCCGCCAACAUCAUACUGUAAACUCCUUCUACAACUUAUUUAUUUAUACUAUUUACAUACUACGAAAGAGGAAAUAAGUAUGAAAUCACUUGUAUUAAGUAGGUAUAGUGCGACACAAAAUAGUAGAUGUUAAUAAAAAUGGAACUGUGUGGCAACACUCCAUUUACUGUCAUUAUCAGAAAGAUCUGUCAUUAUAGAGCAACCAAUCAUUAUUGAUAGUUUUAUCAGAUUACUAAAAUCAUGGAAUAAUCAAUCCCGACUAGUUUCGAACACAUACGGUGCUCUUAAUCAUGAGCUGGUUCUUGCAAUGCGAGUUUUAGCCGUGUUUCAUAAUCAAUAAAUACGUCCUCAUUUAUUUUCUACUCUUUUGUGUCGCACUAUAGCCAUUUAUCCCUUACCUAAUGUCGUAUCUAUCCUUUUUAAAGUGGGGAAAGUGGUAUCUUCUGUCUCGGUGAAAGUAAGCGGAUUAUAUCGAACUCCUAGUCUGUUACCGACUAAGGACAACUCACCCUUUAUAGUUUAGAUUAAGCUAUGGAAAUGGUUGACCGACUCUAGAAUAGUUAGACUAAGCUAUGGGAAUGGUUGACCGACCCUAGAAUAGUUAGACUAAGCUAUGGGAAUGGUUGACCGACCCUAGAAUAGUUAGACUAGGCCAUGGGAAUGGUUGACCGACCCUAGAAUAGUUAGACUAAGCUAUUGGAAUGGUUGACCGACCCUAGAAUAGUUAGACUAGGCCAUGGGAAUGGUUGACCGACCCUAGAAUAGUUAGACUAAGCUAUGGGAAUGGUUGACCGACCCUAGAAUAGUUAGACAAGCUAUGGGACUAGUUGACCGACCCUAGAAUAGUUAAGGCUAAGCUAUGGGAAUGGCUGACCGACCCUAGAAUAAGUUUUUUGCUUUUUUAAAGGGGAAAGAGAAAACUGGUUUACUUUUAAGACAUUGAACAAACGUUUUACAGAAUUUCUCGGAUUAUACAUAUAAUACAGAGAGAUACCCAUAAAGUCCAAUUAAAAAAAAAUACUCUUUAUUUUUGUAAUAUUUUUAAUACUCGUAAUACUUUUUUUGUAAUACCUUUUAAUCGGUAAAUUCCAGAUCAAAAUGGUAAGAUUCUAAAUAAUAUUAUAUAGAAUCUUAACAUUGAAUAGGCUCGGAAAGUACUGGACCAAUUUGAAAAAUGUAAACUUACUCGUACUUUAGAGGGUACUAGAUUAGACAGGGGCCAGAAAACAGGGGUAGGAAAGAAAGAAACAAAGAAAAAAAACUCACUCACAAAAGUGACACAUAAAUUAUUAUUAUGAGUCCUUUAUAUUUCCUAUUUCGUAGUCACAUUACAUUCUAAUUAGCUAAAUGAACUGUUUGCUAAGGGUAAUCGUACACUGUAAUAUAAAUUGUUAAACCAUAGCGCAAGUUAAACCGGGAUUUAGUAGGCUGUGGAUAGAGCCUAUAAAACCUUUUUAAUAUUUUUUUUUACAGUUAAUAACAAUUAAAAUGAUAUUUUACAGCGCUUUGGUACUAAAAUUACGCAAAAUCAAUUAAAACGAAACACAAUACUUGCCAUAUCCUUUGAUUCCAUUAUUAUUUUUUUUUCAGAAAAUAGCAUAAACCUGCAUAUAAAUAUUAUAGAUUUUUUACACUACUUACAUAGAUACUUACAUAAGGAUAUUGUUCACAUUUUUUUAUAUAGACGUUAUAUCGAAGGAUAUGCGGUAAAACUAAGGGAUUUUUUAUUAUAUUUAAGCAAUUCAAUCAAAGAGUUCUAAUACCAUCAUUAUAUAUUCAUAAAUAUCAAUUAAUAUCAUCAAAAAAAAUACCUCGAAACCUAAAUAUUAGGUAAUUGUGUUUGAUGUUCUUGAUAUUUGUAUAGGAGAUACAAAAUUGUGAAGAACGUGGUUAUUUUUUUUUUAAGAUUAAGGGCGGUUUACACACUGCAUUAUACGUGAAUCCUUGAAAAUACGGUUACAAAAAGCUUGGAUCGAAUUAGGAUAUUUGUAGCAAAAGCCUGCUACAGUUAGACUUACCACAUUUUAUAAAGGGUGAAAGUUUCGUAGACUCAUAUAAAAUUUAAUAUAAACAAUAUUAAUACUAUAAGUACUUGGAAUAAGGGUCCGAAAUAUACCAAUAUUAAUAAAAAAACUAUCAAAGAUUUCUAGAAACUCAAGUUCAAAAUUGAGUAUAGUCUAUUUUUCUAUGUAAAUUUGUAACGUAUUUUUACUGAUUCGGAUCUUAUGCAGUGCGUAAACGCCCUAAAUGUAUAACUAAUCGUACUGCCAAGUAAGUAACCCUCAAAGUUUGAUAUUAUGUUUAAGGGAAAGUUUUGUUGUUAUCAUCAUGGGGAACGUGAAAACUGUAUUACAACUUGAAACUAUCCCUAAUAUAGUACGCGUCAAAUAUGUAGUCCGGUCUGAAGUUGCAAUAUUAAGUUAUGCAGGUAACUGCCUCGCUGAGAAAUGUUUUUGUACAAAGUCUGAUUUAGAACGGAAAAAACUGAUUGAAAUAAAAAUGUAUAAUUUACUGAUCAUAGAUACUAACUGUUUAAAUUGAUUUAGUCAGAACUUAAUUACCUAUAGAACUUACAACACAUCUGGAUUUAACGGAUUUAAAAACGACAUUUAACUUUCCCUUAUGCCCAUUAGAAAGGUAAUUUCUACGUAUGUAAAAAUCAUCAUAACUUAUUGCAUUUUUUUUGUAGUUUUGUUUAUUAUUUAUAUUUUGGAGUAGAGAUCUAUUUGUAUUCAUUAUUAUUUUAUUGCUUAUAUUAUUGAUUGAUAGUGUAAAACUUUGAGAAUCGCUGGCUAUAUAUUAUAGUGAUGUAAAUAAUCGAGUUGUUACCACCUUUAUUGUUUGAUUAAAAUGGUGAUAGACAUUCUAUGAACGUUAGUGAAUAUAUAUUAUUUAUAAAUAA
Molecule: messenger RNA, 4507 nt
Organism: Bicyclus anynana (squinting bush brown)
Lineage: Eukaryota; Metazoa; Arthropoda; Insecta; Lepidoptera; Nymphalidae
Gene: muc
Product: dihydrolipoyllysine-residue acetyltransferase component of pyruvate dehydrogenase complex, mitochondrial
Exons: 10
Coding region: 121-1626 (501 amino acids)
Biological process (GO): pyruvate decarboxylation to acetyl-CoA
Cellular component (GO): pyruvate dehydrogenase complex
Molecular function (GO): dihydrolipoyllysine-residue acetyltransferase activity
Source: RefSeq, a predicted model, not a curated record